AACUCUUCUCAAACCCUAAAAAUCCAUUCUUUUUUUUUAUUUUCUUGAUAUCCUCACCCGUCACCAUCUCCUUCUUCUUCUUCCCAAAGCCAUGAAAAAGCCCCACAGAAAACCAACUGUUCAUCCCACUCCGCCAUUGUCAGACAAGCUAGCUUUCUUGCCAGCUGCAAUCUUGGCCAUCUCAGCCUCCCUCUCCAAAGAUGAACAGGAAGCCCUCGCUUACCUCCUCUCCUGCCCUUCCGGGAACUUCAACAAGAAAUCCCCCGACGCCGCCUGCGGCGGCGGCGCCGACCACCCGCCCUUCUUCGGCUGCUACUGCUUCAACUGCUACAUGAGCUAUUGGGCGCGGUGGGAUUCUUCCCCCAACCGCCACCUCAUCCAUCAGGCCAUUGAUGCUUACGAAGAUGGGUUGCAGAGAAAGAAUGAGAAAAACAGGGGAGGGAAGAAGAAGGGCGGAAACAGAGAUUCUUGUGGUUCUUUCAGUAACAAUGAGUCAGGGGAGGAUCCCGGCGCGGCGAAUCCCGCGGAAGAGAGUGCCGGCGGCGGCGGCGCCGGUGAUGGGUGCGGCGAGGAGAGGGGGGCGGUGAGGAGUUUCGUGAGUUUUCUUGGAGAGAAGAUCCGAAAUGUUUGGAAUUGAAGGAGAAUUGUUUUGUUGUUUUCUUGGAUUCCUGAUUUUUGCUGUGAAACCGACGGCGGAGCUCCGGUGAGUUCAACGGCGGAGGCCCAACUUCCGGUGGAAAAAAAAUCUUCUUUGUUAUUUUUCUGUUAAAUCGCAGAUUUCUUGAAAUCUUCCUUCUUAAUUGUUCAUGCUCUGUGAUGAUUGUGAUGAAUGAAGAAAGAGAAUUGCUGGAGAAGUUUUCUUGAA
Messenger RNA from Cuscuta campestris, 865 nucleotides. Lineage: Eukaryota; Viridiplantae; Streptophyta; Magnoliopsida; Solanales; Convolvulaceae. The record is from the annotation of a GenBank genome assembly.